AAAGAAAUAAUAAUGAAUUUUAAGGGAUUACUUUAAAAUUAAACAAUAUUCAAGCCAAAAGCGUUUUCUUUUUAUUUUUUGAACUUAGUUAAAUUAAAAGUGUUAAAUAACCAGUAUCUUUUUAGUAAAAUAUUCAAAGAGUAUGUCAAAUGCAAUAAAAAAAUAAUCAACAUUAAAAAGAACACAAAUCUUUCAAAUACAUAGAAAGUCCUCACGAACCAUUUAUUUCUACAGAGUUUAAGGUCAGCAGAAAAGCCGUGAAAAAUCAAAUAAAUAAAAAAGACCAGCGCAAACUGAAAAGCUUGCAAAAAACGCAAACGAAGUGGCAUGACUUUAUAAACAUUAACAGACAAAAGAUGAGCAGGGAAAUAUUCAGGGGGUGUUUUUGCGGCUUUACAAGGCCUACAAAAGGAGUUUGAAGUGAGCAAAAAAUCGAUAUUAAAAUAAAUAACAAAGCGAAAGUCAACAGUUUGCUGCAAGUUUCAUGAUGAACAAAUAAGAGAAAUAUAUAACAAUGAAGUAGAAACAAAGAGUUGGCUGGCAGACAAGACGAAGAGCCUAGCAAUUUAUACAGGGGUGUUUUGCCCACAAACCCCAGGAAAUACCUCAAGUUGCACUGCCGAGAAAGGAGUUUCAACCGAAAAGUGUAGAGGCCCCCAAAACACACCCCCAACAAACAUAAAACACAAAGCUGAGAAAGCCGAACAAAAGCGGAAGCGAAUCAAUGGUUUGGCCUGCAGUUGUAACCCAACUGCAGUGACACAAUUUUCGGUCGAAAGCCACUCGACCAUAAAGCAAAAACUGUCAUCCGCCCAGCUCACUCAAUAUAUUUUUGGUUUCCACUCUUGCUUUUUUUUCGGUCUCCGUUCUUUUGCUUUUUUUUCCUGCUUUUUGGUUAAGAACAUUUAGCACAGCAAACUAAAUUUAGCCAGCACGACGUCGACAGCGAUGAGAACUUACAAAAUCUGUUGCCAACUGCAGGCAAACUUUGCGAACGCGUAGCGGCAAACGGAAAUGUCCCACGACUAUCAAUAGCAGACACGCGCCAUCUAUCCAAAAUCAAUUCCGAGCGCCAUCCAGAACCGAAUCAAACCCAUACAACAUACAACAUACAGCACCAACAAAGCCCCAUAGGACACGGCAAAACAGGAAGCCAGCGACGCAGGGGAGAAUCCGCACCAGUUCCUAUGUCCCAGAUAGAGCCGAGUUUAAAUGAAAUUGAGCAAGAGCCUGGCAAACUGUCGCGCCAUCCGGCGCUAUUUGCUCAUCUUCACGGCCGUCUCCCUGCUGCUCCUGCCCCUCUCGCUGGUCUACCUGGUGUGGAACGAGCAGCUGCAGAAGAUCCGAGGAUUCGAGGCCUUUAAUGUGCAGCAGCAGGCGCCGCAGCAGUCGCAGCAGCAGCAGCAGCAGCAAGCUCCGCAUCAGCAGCCGGCGCAGCAACAUGGCCAGCUUCCGUAUCCGGUGGUCCGGUAUCCGGUGCUGCUGCUGAACAAGAACAAGAACAAGGACCUGACCGUCGUGGCCACGGGCAAGACCAAGAACAAGUGGCGCUAUGUUGAUAAAGACAGCAACCAGACGCUCCUGCCCCUCAUCCCCGAGUAUGCCGUGCAGACGCUCACGCCGCAGGAGAUGCUCCAGGUGGAGCAGCGCAUGGACCAGCGCCGGGAGCGGCUGCGGGACAAGUGCUCCGCCUACGGCCUGGAUGUCCUAGGUCACGACUCGUGGCACACCCCGAACACAUGGGAGUUUUUGGUCAACAAAAAGUAUCACAUUAUCUGGUGCAAUGUCUUUAAGGCAGCCUCCUCGUCCUGGAUGUUCAACUUCAAUGUCCUGGCCGGCUACUCACCCGCUUAUCUGCGCAAAACCAAAAAGAUUCUGCUCAAUCUGGCCAGGGAGCGGUAUCCCCGGGUGACGCUCGACGAGCUGCGUGAGGCGCAGAACUACUCGCUGACCUUCAUCAUCGCACGCGAUCCCUUCGAGCGGCUGUUGAGCGCCUAUCGGGACAAGAUGGUGUUCGCCCUGCCCUACUCCUUUCACGACAAGUUGGGACGCAGCAUUGUGCGCAAUUACCGCAAGAAGCCCUCCCUAGCCGCCCGUGCCGCCAACACAAAGUUCCCAUCGUUCCCCGAGUUCGUGCACUGGCUGCUCGACCAGGUGAAGCGCGGCAGCUUCAUCGACAUGCACUUCGUGGCGGCCACCUCCUUCUGCACACCCUGCCUCAUCCGGUUCGACUUGAUACUGAAGUUCGAGUCGCUGGCGGAGGAUCAAUUAUAUCUAAUCGAAAAGACUGGCCUGAAGCGGGUGAUAGCGCCCGUGUGGCGCAACAUGGGCAAGGGCCGCAAGACGCACGAGCUGCAGCAGCAGUUUUACGCGCAACUGACGCGCCAGGAAAUGCUGGAGCUUUACGAGUAUUACAAAUACGACUUUGAGCUGUUCGACUACGACAUCCAGGAGUAUCUGCAGGUGGCCCGGCCGGACGAGGCUGAAGGUCCGGCGGCGGGUACAAAGAAUUAGCCCGGCCCCGGAUCUCUUAGACUUUGCUAGAAACCAAUGAAUCAAGUUCAACGAACUCACAUAUUAGCCGUCACAGUACGUAAUUGCAAAAUGUUGAUAAUACUGAAGGAAAACAAUAAUAAACUUAACUAUAUUAAAGCGAAA
Molecule: messenger RNA, 2658 nt
Organism: Drosophila biarmipes
Lineage: Eukaryota; Metazoa; Arthropoda; Insecta; Diptera; Drosophilidae
Product: carbohydrate sulfotransferase 11
Exons: 10
Coding region: 1213-2514 (433 amino acids)
Biological process (GO): carbohydrate biosynthetic process
Cellular component (GO): membrane
Molecular function (GO): sulfotransferase activity
Source: RefSeq, a predicted model, not a curated record